Vicugna pacos (alpaca) is the source of this 1328-nucleotide messenger RNA. The record is from RefSeq and is a predicted model, not a curated record. NCBI's taxonomy places the organism in Eukaryota, Metazoa, Chordata, Mammalia, Artiodactyla, Camelidae.
GACUCAUAGUCGUGGGAGUGGAUACUGUAGUCAACAAGGCGAUCAAGGGGUGGGGAAUGCGGGAGUGUCUGACCGGAAAACUUUGAUCUAGGGUGCCCUAUGGGUUGUCCGCCUCUCUCCUAGCCGCACUCAUGGCACACUUAGGCGGCUCUCCGAACACUCGUACAGCUCCCUGAAACACUUAAGGAGAGAGAAGGGAGAUAAAAUGUCCUUCUUCCUGGGUUGUGGUUUGAUUUCUUUGGGGUACAACACCGUGGCUGGGAGUGUGGGAGGGAGAGAACCUGAUCUUCGAGGAAAGUCAGGGUGGAGCCUAAAGCGCUCUAGGAGAAGUGGGGUGCUGAGGCUCGGGCAGCAUGACGACGGAGACCUUCGUGAAGGAUAUCAAGCCCGGGCUCAAGAACCUGAACCUCAUCUUCAUUGUGCUGGAGACAGAUCUGCUCCCUCCAGGCCGAGUGACCAAGACAAAGGACGGGCACGAGGUUCGGACCUGCAAAGUGGCAGACAAAACUGGCAGCAUCAACAUCUCUGUCUGGGACGACGUGGGCAACCUGAUCCAGCCUGGAGACAUUAUCCGGCUCACCAAAGGGUACGCUUCAGUGUUCAAGGGUUGUCUGACGCUGUACACUGGCCGUGGGGGUGAUCUUCAGAAGAUUGGGGAAUUCUGUAUGGUUUAUUCUGAGGUUCCUAACUUCAGUGAGCCAAACCCUGAGUACAGCGCCCAGCAGGCACCCAACAAGACGGUACAGAACGACAGCAGCCCCACGGCUCCCCAGCCUACCACCGGACCCCCUGCCACUUCUACAGCCUCUGAGAGCCAGAACGGGAAUGGACUGAGUGCCCCACCAGGUCCUGGUGGUGGCUCACACUCCCCUCACACUCCCUCCCACCCUCCCAGCACCCGGAUUACCCGAAGCCAGCCCAACCACACGCCUGCUGGCCCUUCUGGCCCUUCCAGCAACCCUGUCAGUAACGGCAAAGAAACCCGGAGGAGCAGCAAGAGAUAGCAAGACAUUCUUCCUCCCUUCCCCCCACCAACUAUAACCCAGGUGUCUGCUAGAGAACAUAGCUUUAUACUGGGCUGCUGGCUUUGGGGAGCAGGGGGGUUGUAGCAGUAUUUUAGCCACUAAACUUCACUGGAGGGGUGGUGAACAGUGGCCUUAUCCACCCUAAGCCCAUACUCCCUUCCUUGUCCAGCUGAAGCUGCCUGUCCCCCGGAAUUCAGGGCCCUCCUUCCUCUGUAGAAACGACAAUUACAGUCUGUUUCUUGUGCGUGUGGAUGUGGAAGUCGAAUUGAAUCCUUUCCUAAUAAACAUUACCAUUCUGUACUA